GUUGCAUGAUCUAAGAUGCACUGAACCCCUGACUUGGCGUUUUUACAAAAUGUCCCGCCCGUGCCAAUGCCGGUUGCUGACAAACUCCCCCUAUGCACAACUAUCGUCUACAAUAAAUGUUGUUCAAUUGCGAACCUUUCACACCUGUUGCUCCGGAUCAAAUUGAAAUGUAUGAAGGAGAUUUACAACUCGUUCUGCGGUGCGGGCAGUGCAAUAAACCGUUUGACAAGCCGUCCACGUUCAAGAGACAUGGUUACUAUUGUCGGUCUCGGGGGUCUGGGAACGCCAAUCGGCCUCGGUCUUGCGUGUCUUGUGCGAAGGUAAAGGCACGCUGCGACAAGCGGCGACCCGAAUGCUCGAGAUGCAUGACCAAGGCCAUCCAGUGUCACUAUCCAGGGAACACAACUCAAAGCCAAGCCUCAAGAACCCAGGUAUACGAUGAUACCUCGUCAGGGCGACAGGAAUUGGCGCGCCCACUGGUGGCAGAUCCUUCGAAUCUCCAAGCCAGCAACAAUGGUAAUAUGUUGUUCGAUACUGGCGUUACCAUAUCAGAUUCGGACUUUGCAAACCUCGAGGGGGAACCUCUUGACUUUGAUGUCCCAGACGAUUUCUCCGACUUCUUGAAUCUGCAGGCCAGUGGCGAGGCAUAUCGGUACCCUUCCACCGUGCCAUCGUCAUCUCUGAUCCGUCACUCGACACCUUCACCUGAUCUUCAACAUAUCACGCCUUCCCUGAACGUCCGGUCAAUUCUCCAGAGACCAAAAAUAAAGACCGCGCCACAACGAACUGUCAACCUCAUACUUCACACCCUAAAAUCGUACCCACUGAUGAUGCUGCGCGACAACACCCUUCCACCCUUCAUUCAUCCGCGCUCAAUAUGUGCCAAUGCCGACAGCAACUACAUGGAGCCGUUGACUAAUUGCAUCAGCUUGGUGCACAUGAUCAGUAGCGGAGUGCGAGGAAGCAGGAAGUUGUUCUGGAAAAACGUGCGAUUGGAGUGUGAACGUUUGUGUGAAGAGCAUAAGAGAAUUGAGAAGUGGGGACUGCUUGCUGCAAUGCAAGCACUUUCCAUUUACAUUCUCAUAAGGGUGGAUGAAGGUCAGACGGACGACAAUGAUUUCGAUUUUCUACUCAUCACAACGGUGGUCAUCAUGGCCAAGCAACUCAGAGAUAUCUAUCAGACCAGCGACACCGAGUCUGCACUGUACGAUCACAGUGUCGAAUCCAGCUGGAAAAAUUGGAUCUUUGAGGAAUCAAGUAGAAGAAUAUGCGUUGUCUACCGAGUCGUAAACCUGCUGGUCUAUUUUGAGCCAGCGGCCCUGUGCGAGAUGCAAACGGACCUGGUUCUAGCACCACUGCCGGCGAAGAAACAGCUUUGGGAAGCUGGUAAUGAGUUUGUGUGGAAGUCGGAGAUCGAAAGGGAUCCUGCGGCGCGGACAGCCUUUGGACUUGCUGGAGAUGGUGAACUGGUCAAGCUAGAUGAAGGCCCAAUGUGUUGCAGUGAUGCAAUCAUGCUCCAUAAGCCCUUGAAUUAUAGGGGUGUUGGAAAUUGGGACGAGUGGUGUUCGGGCAUGGAUGGGUUUGGUGCCCUGGUCAUGCUCACUGCGUCUCUGAUAGGAUAGCCUUGUCUUCCCAAGAUGGCCAGAACGCAUAUUGGCGGACUCCAAACUACGAAGAGAAGGAACAGCGGCGUUUCGGACUUCUUUUGCACAGAGGACAGCUUCCAACGUAUGCUGCCGCCGGAGAAUUUCCAUUCUCGAUGCGGGAUCAUGCAUAACCAUGGGUUUGCACAGAAGUCUCCUCCGCACCCCACGGGCAUCUUCUCCUCAAAACAAGGGUAUAUGCGGGCAGCUUCUCCCACUGA
This is a messenger RNA of Exophiala viscosa, 1864 nucleotides long. RefSeq lists its product as uncharacterized. Gene Ontology annotation, molecular function: zinc ion binding; DNA-binding transcription factor activity, RNA polymerase II-specific. Lineage: Eukaryota; Fungi; Ascomycota; Eurotiomycetes; Chaetothyriales; Herpotrichiellaceae. Gene Ontology annotation, biological process: regulation of DNA-templated transcription. The coding region runs from base 117 to 1622 and encodes 501 amino acids. The record is from RefSeq and is a predicted model, not a curated record. The transcript is spliced from 5 exons.